UUAUGAAUCCAAAAUAAUCGCAACCUCCGUUUUUAGUCUGCGUGUCCCCCUUAUUUCUCUCUCCCGCUCUCCGUCCUUUUCUCUCUCCUCUUUCUCUCUCUAUCCAUGGCAAUGAAACCAGAUCCAUCAACCUCCAAUCCCAAUCCCGACAUUAAUGGCAACCCCACCAAACCCCUCUCCGCCAUUCCCAUUUCCAACGGGAUUGGGAUUGGCAAUGGGAAUGCGAAUUCCACGCUCUUCGGAAACCCAACCCCAAACCCCUUCAGAGGGCCUCACCACCGCCGAGCCCACUCAGAAGUCAGCUUCCGUAUCCACGACGACAUGGAUCUAUCCUCGGAUCCCUUCACUGGAUCCUCUACCGAAGAGAUCGGAUCCGAGGACGACCUCUUCACCACCUACAUUGACGUCGACAAGCUCGGCGCCGCUUCUGGAUCUGCCUCCCACCCAUCCGACGACUUCGCCACCGCCUCCGCUGAUGGAGCCAAUGUUGGUCUUGGACUAGCGGUUGACGGUGGCGAUGGCGGUAGGCCUAGACAUCGUUACAGCAAUUCUGUGGAUGCCACUUCAUCUGCUAGCUUUGGUGAGAUCAUGGAUGCCAAGAAAGCUAUGCCUCCUGAUAAACUUGCUGAGCUUUGGACCAUUGACCCCAAGCGCGCUAAAAGGAUUUUAGCGAACCGGCAGUCUGCUGCACGUUCAAAAGAGAGAAAAGCUCGAUAUAUAUUGGAGUUGGAGCGAAAAGUACAGACUCUACAAACUGAAGCAACCACUCUUUCUGCACAGCUAACAUUGUAUCAGAGGGACACAACUGGUUUGUCAUCUGAAAACACUGAACUCAAGCUUCGGUUACAAGCCAUGGAACAACAAGCUCAGUUGCGAGAUGGUGAGUCUCAUGCACUGUUUAACUACAACCACGGAUGGGAUCACAAUCUAGCACUCAACGAAGCAUUAAAGCAAGAAGUGGAGAGGCUGAGAAUGGCCACAGGGGAAAUGAUGGGUCCUUCAGAGUCAUUUAACUUAGGGAUGCCUAGCAUGCAAUACAAUCAUUCUGCCUUUUACUCGCUACCUCCUCAACAUGUAUCUCAAGGUCAACAUAAUAUGCAGAUGCCACAAUUUCAUCAGUCUCAGGGCAAUAUGCACCAUAUGCAUUCAUCCAACCCCCAAAAUCCAUCAGAGUUUAUGCCAAAUGAUCCCCUUGGAAGAUUACAGGGGCUUGAUAUUAGCAGCAGAGGAGCACCUACUGUGAAAUCUGAAGGUGCUUCAAUGUCUGCCAGUGAAAGUAGCUCAACAUUUUGACACGCGCUCAAGUUGCUGACUAGCUGACUUCUUCAGAAAGUGUGUGUUCGGUAGAUUGUCUAUAGACUGACAUCAUUCAAAUUAGAUAAGGUUACUGUUGAUUUGUUCCAUUAUUUAUUCCAUUUGUAAUUGUAUCCUUUUCUCUGGGAUCACAUCUAUUUAUUUUGGUCUCAAAGAUGAAAGAUGAUCCCCAAAGAGGGGAUCGUUGUAGGUUACUGAGUUGUUUCAUCUUCAUCUCCAUUUUCUUUUUUGUUCUGCUGUGAAAUGUUGUAUCAUGCUCGAGUGAAAGGUCAUUCGUCAUGCAAGGAAAGGCUUCUGUAUUUUAUUUUAUUUUUAUCCUCUUGUAACUUUUUUGUGUACUCAAAACCUGUAUUAUUCUUCUUAAUCCAUUUUUUACUGUAGUUUUUCUUUACA
This is a messenger RNA of Spinacia oleracea (spinach), 1707 nucleotides long. Its product is annotated as transcription factor RF2b. The transcript is spliced from 4 exons. Gene Ontology annotation, biological process: regulation of DNA-templated transcription. The record is from RefSeq and is a predicted model, not a curated record. The coding region runs from base 106 to 1293 and encodes 395 amino acids. Gene Ontology annotation, cellular component: nucleus. Gene Ontology annotation, molecular function: DNA-binding transcription factor activity. NCBI's taxonomy places the organism in Eukaryota, Viridiplantae, Streptophyta, Magnoliopsida, Caryophyllales, Amaranthaceae.